AUGCAGAUCAUUCUAAGCGCCAUAGGAAAGCUAAGAGGAUGUGUGCGGCAAAUCGAAAAUCAAAAUCCCAGCGGUGCUUCACAAAUAGAUAUCCUAAAUCGAGUUAAAGUGUUGUUAGAACAAGAUAAAAAAUAUGACAAAGGUUUCAAAUUUGAUCAUGUUUGGGAAAUUCUUAAAGAUUCAGAGAAAUUUGGAGACGAUCAUAGCAACGCUACUCCAUACCGUCAAACACAAACAAGCAACUUUGUGUCAUCACAAGCAAAUUCACCUGCCACAGAGUCUCCAACAUCAGCAUCUCCUGGACUAUCAUCAUUCUCCCCUGAUAUAAAUGAUUUAAGUGUUGAUGGUUCUUCUAGUCAACGGCCUAUAGGUGUUAAAAAAGCAAAAGAAAAAAGAAAAGUAGAAGAACAUACUUCUGCUAUUAUCGACACAAUCAAAGAAGAACAACGCCAAGUCAUUGAGAUUCUUAAAAAAAAUAGUGCAGAUCGACAACAAAAUUAUGAAAUUCAGAUGCUACGUGCUCAAAAUGAGAAAAGGAAGUUGGAUAUGGCUCCAUAUCUUGCUGAAAAUAAAAUCUUGAUUAAAGAUUUAAAUUCCAUAGAUGAUCCGAUUCUACGCGAGCAUUUUCGGAACGAGCAGCUUAAGAUUCUACAGAAGAGAUCCACUCACGAUCAAGCAGCUCCGCAUGGAUUCCAUGAUGAUCUUCCUGAGUAUUAAAAAUGUAUGGCACAUGUAUGUUUAAAUCCAUAUUUAUGAAUGGUGUUUUGGUGAGAAAAACUUUUGCUUUAUCUUUA
Daucus carota subsp. sativus is the source of this 794-nucleotide messenger RNA. RefSeq lists its product as uncharacterized. The transcript has 2 exons. Bases 1 to 717 code for a protein of 238 amino acids. The record is from RefSeq and is a predicted model, not a curated record. Lineage: Eukaryota; Viridiplantae; Streptophyta; Magnoliopsida; Apiales; Apiaceae.